Molecule: messenger RNA, 2605 nt
Organism: Schistocerca cancellata (South American locust)
Lineage: Eukaryota; Metazoa; Arthropoda; Insecta; Orthoptera; Acrididae
Gene: Mipp1
Product: multiple inositol polyphosphate phosphatase 1
Exons: 10
Coding region: 205-1647 (480 amino acids)
Molecular function (GO): acid phosphatase activity; inositol phosphate phosphatase activity
Source: RefSeq, a predicted model, not a curated record
CUCGCCACAGCGGGAGACCAGCCUAGCUCUGUCAGCGCCCAACGGGAAGGCGAAAGAGUGAAAGAGGGGACGACGCUGCAGACGUCUGCACCCGCGUCUGUUCCUCUCAGGUAACGGGCACAGAGAGCCCACCAUUAUCGGCAGAUAGCGGCUGGGCGGCCGGCUAUAAAGCAGAGAGGCAGCGAGCGCGGCAAGGCGAGCGAGAUGGCUGCGAUGACGAGGACGUCGGCGCCGCCGGCAGUGGUCGCGCUGUGUCUGUGGCUGUGGCUGCUGGCCCGCGGCGGCGCGGCGGCGCGCUCCUCCUGCUACGCCGACAACACGACGCCCUACCUGCUGCUGGGCUCCAAGACCGCCUACGAGUUCGUCUACGGAAGGCCCACGCCGCAGCAGAUCACCAUACCCUACUGCGAGCCACAGCAAAUAUGGAUCCUGUCACGGCACGGCACCCGCUAUCCCGGUUCGGACGAUUACGACAAGCUGAACAGCCUGGCGAGCUUUCGUGACCAGGUCAUUCGCAAUCACGAAGUAAAUCAUGAAGGUGACCUCUGUGACAAGGAUCUAGAUAAUCUCCGAAACUGGACACUUAAAUUCACUGCUGACAUGGGAGAUGUUCUUACAAAGCAAGGAGAGGAUGAUAUGAGACUGAUGGCACAACGUUUCAAAAACCGUUAUCCAUCCCUUUUUAGUGAAGGCUACAGGCAAGAUUUAUAUGAGUUUCGCUACACCAAUACCCAGAGAACCCAAGCAAGUGCAGAAAAAUUUGCUGAAGGAUUAUUUGGUUCAAGUCAAGGAGUAUAUUUUCCUACCCCUCUGGAAAAUGACACUCUGUUGAAGCCAUAUGACACCUGCAAUGCAUGGAAAACAAUGGUAGAUGAUAACCCUGAUGCAAAAAUUGAACAAACACUGUUUGAAGAGGGGCCAUGGAUGGAGGAAGUGAUAGCUAACGUUAGCAAGAGACUGGGGUUUCGUUAUCAACUGAAAUAUGAUGAUAUAUCUACAAUAUAUGACAUGUGUCGGUAUGACAAAGCAUGGAAUCUGGUUGCAGUUUCUCCUUGGUGUGCAGCAUUUUCUGACAGUGAGUUAAAAGUUAUGGAAUACAAGGAAGACCUCAAGUACUACUACAAAAGUGGAUAUGGCCAUGAUAUAAAUGUUGAACUGGGUUGCACUACUCUUAAAGAUCUCAUGGAUCAUUUUCAAAAUCUUGAGUCUAAUAAAACUAGUGCUAAAGGGGUGUUUUACUUCUCACAUUCAAGUAUGUUGCACAUGAUGCAAUCACGUAUGGGUAUAGCCAAAGACAGUGAACCUCUAACACACGAUGGCUAUAACACAACACAAAAACGGAAAUGGAGAAUUUCUAAGAUUGGAUCAUUUGCAACUAACAUUGCUGCAGUUUUUCUGAAGUGUACUGAAGGAGAUACAUAUCGUGUAAUGUUCUAUGUAGCCGAAAAUGUGGCAGACAUUGAAGGUUGUCAAGUAGGCCUUUGUUCAUGGGAUACUGUGAAAGCAAAAUAUGCUGACAUAGCUGAAAAAUGCAAUCUGGAUUUCUGCAAUAUGAACAGAAGUGGAACAACUGGAAUUCACAGACUCCCAUGGUUUUAUGCAUUGAUAAAUGCAAUUAUAGUCAUUUUGUUGUUGAAGAGGAAUUAAAUAAGAAGACUGUAUCAUUAUGUAACAAUAAAAAUUAAUGUAUAAAAAAAUUACCAUUGUCGUAAUCUGAUGAUCACAGCAUUUUUUCUUCUCAUUACACACUUCACAUCAACAAUCUUAAUUAGCCAUUGAUAGUAUUAAAUGAUGAAAGCUCCAUCAUUGCUGCACGUUGAAAAUCAGUAACACAAUUAGGAAACACAGUUAAUAUGCAAAGCUCCUAAACACACUAAUUAAUUUUAAAUACAGUUAAUAAAUUAAUACAUAUUUAUUUACAUGGAGCUUAUUACAAUAGUGGAUAUAGUCAUUGUCUUACCAACCAGUAACCAUUAAUAGCCAUAGGAAGCUUGAACUAUAGUUAUUAUCUUGAAAAAUUAUCGGCAUUGUUUAGUUCACAGAAUUCUUUUAUAGUGUAAAAUAAGUUACCUGUCAACCAGUUAUAUGUCUUACUUCGAGAUCUUUUAAUGACAAGAACUGAGCAAACUGUGGCAAUUUAUUGCAGAUUUUACAAGAAUUCAGACAGUCCUCAAUUUUUGUGAACCUUUGCCUUGGAAUACAUCUGCCUUCUGUCUGUUGUGGUAGCUAUAUAUUUCUUCUGUGACAAUAGGCUUCAUGCUGUUGUUUUGGGUAAAGACUACACCUAUGCAAAUGUACUUCUUUACAAACAAUCACAACAACAAGUCUGCUAAAAUGAGGGCAUCAGAUCUCACACACUGUUGGAUAGGAUAAAUUAUUCAUCCUUUUAGUACCGUAUUAUAUUUAUGAAUGUAACUGUUGUUUUCAAACUGCGACUGAAUGUUGGCAACAAACUUAAUAAGGGAGUAAAUUUACUGUGAUGUUGAAAGUAUGCCCAACUGUUUAAACCUUCCAUAGAUGAAACAUAUUUUUUAUGUACUUGGAAAAUAAAAUGUCAAAAACUGUCCCCUGUUAUGAUCAAUAAUACAUUUUCAUUACCAAAGAA